Asparagus officinalis (garden asparagus) is the source of this 1370-nucleotide messenger RNA. RefSeq names its product probable E3 ubiquitin-protein ligase XBOS34. The record is from RefSeq and is a predicted model, not a curated record. The transcript has a single exon. NCBI's taxonomy places the organism in Eukaryota, Viridiplantae, Streptophyta, Magnoliopsida, Asparagales, Asparagaceae. The annotation marks the transcript as partial.
UCCAAUCUAUUCUUCGUCUUAUGUAGUGUUUUCUUAUUUCAGCAAAACAGUUACGUUCCUGUAGCACCACCGGACGCAAGACCAACUCCCAACCCAUCACAUAUACACUCAAAUGUGUCAGCAGCACCAGCAACUACACAUUCUCCUGUUCCUGAAGAUGUACAACUAGCCAUGGCUAUUAAUGCCUCCAUUCAAUCAGCCUUAGCUGAGGGAGUCCCUGUUCCUAAUCCCCAACCUGUUAACCUAUCAACUAACACCAUGGGCUGGGCUCCCUCAGAAAAUACCACCACCACCACCUACAAUGGUUGGGGCCAAUCAAGUGGAGCUCCUCCGCCGUCAAAAGUAGCAACUACUUCAGAUCCAUUCAACGGGUGGUCUGGAGUGAGGCCAAGCAGUAGUUCACCCCAGCUUUACAAUAGCCAGCUUGAGACUCCAUCAGUUCUUCCUUCAGCUCAUGAGGCACCUCCUACCGUGACAGUUCCUUCAGCACCUCCAACUGUGACAGUUCCUUCGGCACCUCCGUUGGCUGAGGAAACAUUCUAUCCGGGACCCGUCCAAUACCCAACAAUAGAUUCAAGCCCGGUGGACUUAAGUAUGCCAGCUGCUGGGAGCAAGCCAGAACCUUUUGAUCCAAAGGAGGACAGCGGCAGCGGCGCGUCGUCCUCUUGUGUGAUAUGUUUGGAUGCUCCGGUGGAGGGAGCUUGCAUUCCUUGUGGUCAUAUGGCUGGAUGCAUGUCGUGCUUGAAUGAGAUCAAAGGGAAGAAAUGGGGAUGCCCUGUGUGCCGUGCCAACAUCGAUCAAGUUAUAAGGCUGUAUGCUGUUUGAGAGUGGAAAGUCGAGUUCCUCACUGAGUAAUGUCUAUAUGAAAUUAUCACAUAUUUUGUGCUUUCCCACACGCUAUGCUCAUAGAAGUUUCCAAGGGAUGACAUAGUGCUGUAUGUAUAUAGAGUGGACGUAAAAAUUUGUGAGGAUUCAGCAGGGCUUAUUGAAGGUUUCAGCAGCUGAGGUUUGGGAGGGCUGAUCUCUUGCAUGAAACCCUGGUGGUUUACCUCGGCCAUGGUAUUAUUAUUAUUUUUUUUUAGCAAAGCGAUGUCGUUUCACAUGUUGGCUUGUUAUGUGCAAGUACAGGACAGUUUAUCUCGAGGUUCUUGGUGCCAAUUCUUUUUGUAUCCUGUUGUUAAAUGUUUGGACUUUUUGAGUAUUUGGAUGGAGUGAAAAUGUUGCAUAGUAUAGAUGACUGAAACGAGAAGCGGAGAUGUUUUAGUCUAUGUAGCUCUUUCAGUUGAAGAUAUCUUCUGACUGUCUGAUCUUUUUCGUUGCGGGGACUUUAUUCAGAGUCCAAUCUAUUCGUUGUUGCUGCUUGAACUUUA